This is a messenger RNA of Prunus persica (peach), 1006 nucleotides long. RefSeq names its product agamous-like MADS-box protein AGL6. The transcript is spliced from 8 exons. The record is from RefSeq and is a predicted model, not a curated record. Gene Ontology annotation, molecular function: RNA polymerase II cis-regulatory region sequence-specific DNA binding; protein dimerization activity; DNA-binding transcription factor activity, RNA polymerase II-specific. Bases 176 to 910 code for a protein of 244 amino acids. Gene Ontology annotation, biological process: positive regulation of transcription by RNA polymerase II. NCBI's taxonomy places the organism in Eukaryota, Viridiplantae, Streptophyta, Magnoliopsida, Rosales, Rosaceae. Gene Ontology annotation, cellular component: nucleus.
UUUUGUGUAAGCUCCAACGAUCCCAUCUCUUACAGAGGACAUAAAAAGUAGAGGAAUAUAUGUAUACAUAUAAAUAUAUAUAAGAAUAACAAAUAGACCCACAUAAAUACAAUAUCUCAGAUAAUCUCUUAAUUGUUAAAAGAAGAAGAAUUGAAGAGGUUAAUAUUGAGGUAAUAUGGGGAGGGGGAGAGUGGAGCUGAAGAGAAUAGAGAACAAGAUCAACAGGCAGGUGACUUUCUCAAAGAGAAGAAAUGGUUUGCUCAAGAAAGCCUAUGAACUCUCUGUGCUUUGUGAUGCUGAGGUUGCCCUCAUCAUCUUCUCUAGCCGUGGCAAGCUCCAUGAGUUUGGAAGUGCUGGUAUGACCAAAACCCUCGAACGAUACCAACAUUCCUGCUUCAAUCCUGAGGAAAACAGCACUGAACGUGAAGCACAGAGCUGGUAUCAAGAAGUCACAAAACUGAAGGCUAAAUAUGAAUCCCUUCUGCGCACUCAAAGGCAAUUGCUUGGGGAAGAUCUCGGACCACUGAAUGUGAAGGAGUUGCAAAAUCUUGAAAAACAACUUGAAGGAGCUCUUGCACAGGCCAGGCAAAGGAAGACACAGCUUAUGAUUGAACAAAUGGAGGACCUGCGCAAAAAGGAGCGUCACCUUGGAGAUCUUAACAAGCAGCUGAGGGUCAAGCUGGAGACAGAAGGACAAAAUCUUAAAGCCAUCCAAAACAUGUGGAGCUCGAAUGCAGCAGCUGGAAGUAGCAGCUUUUCUUUCCAUUCUUCCCAAACCAACCCCAUGGACUGCCAACCUCAUGAACCUGUCUUGCAAAUAGGGUACCAUCAAUAUCUUCCUGCUGAGGGGCCUUCGAUUUCGAAGAGCAUGGCUUGUGAGACCAACUUCAUCCAGGGAUGGGUUCUUUGAAAGUCUGAUCAAUAUGAAAAAUAAAGGAUAAUUUAUAUAUAUAUAUAUAUAUAUAUAUAUAUUUAUGAUUGUCCAUAUGCAUGGCUUCAUUGUACU